Messenger RNA from Pyricularia oryzae 70-15, 2521 nucleotides. Its product is annotated as mitochondrial ATP-binding cassette sub-family B member 6. Lineage: Eukaryota; Fungi; Ascomycota; Sordariomycetes; Magnaporthales; Pyriculariaceae. The coding region runs from base 45 to 2423 and encodes 792 amino acids. The record is from RefSeq and is a predicted model, not a curated record. Gene Ontology annotation, cellular component: membrane. Gene Ontology annotation, biological process: transmembrane transport. The transcript is spliced from 4 exons. Gene Ontology annotation, molecular function: ATP hydrolysis activity; ATP binding; ABC-type transporter activity.
UUUCACUAUUCUUGCAAGCAAUCGUUUGCACAGAGUUGAUCAAAAUGGCCAUCGAGCUCGAACCUUGGAUUCAGCUCGUCCGUGGCUGCUGCGGCGUCCUUGUUCUUGUAACAGCCAUAACCCCGAUCCCCACACUCAAAAUUUUCGGCACCGGUCGCAGCAUAACAAACUGCAACCUAAACACACUGCUGUUUCUUUUUCUGGCUUUAUUUUUUAUUUACGCGGCCGUUUUCUUUCGGCUCGUUGCUGAGGCGGUGUCCCGCAACUCGCUCCCCAGCAUCCAUGCGGCCUUUUCAGAAACUGCCCUCGUCCUCGCCACAUUUAUGAAUGCAGAGCGGUUGGGCGACCGUGACGAUAAGAGUCCAAUUCAUCUCAAUCGAGCAGUUUCCUGGUGCCUCCUCUGCGCCAUCGAGCUUUUCGUCGUCGUUUGGACAGGCUUGCCGGGCGGCCAAACCAGCCCUCCGUUGGCCUCACGGGUCAGCGCCGCAAUUGAUGUUUGCAAAGCGGCCACGUGCGUCAUGAUCCUGUUGCAAAUAUUGCCAGCCAUCAUCGCAAAUUGCAACACCGCGUCCAAGCCCAGCCCGGCUUCGCCUUUGGACGCCAGCAGCAACCCGGCCGACAUUUUAAGCUUACAAAUGGAUACGCUACGGGAAGUGGAAAAGCUCGGCGGGUGGUGGCCCCUUUUGAAACUAUUUGGGGUUUUUUCCAGAUACAUGUUUCCCGUGGGCGAACCAGUACACCAGAUACGUUUCGUCGCUUCGUUCCUAUUGAUGGUGACCCACGAGGUUACGGAGUUGCAAGAACAGCUUGCCUUCGCCUCUAUUUUAGACGCAGCUGCGACAGGGUCUCAGGUGCAAACCUCGUUCAAAAAAGCAUUACUACUUCGAGCCGUAAAUACUGCACUUUCUCAUAUCUUUGGGCUUUUGAGGGCCGAAAUCAAACUGCACCGGGCCGAGUCUUUCGCUACAGGCGUCCACGCUAAAAUCCUUUCCAUGGACCCCACGUUCCACUCGCUGGCCAACCCCACGGAUUUGACAAAGGCUGUCGACGACGCUAAAGAGUUUAUAAGCCUGUUUGAUUCAAUCAUCUUUUCCCAUUUCAUAAACAUAAUGGGGAUCGUCAUGGCCGCGACAAAACUCGUCAGCUUGCAUGGGCCCUUUUUGUUUAUCAUCAUGGCCUAUCAAAUAACCUUUACCUGCGUCAUUAAUAGUAAAGGGACCCAGAAGCGGGCGGAAGCGUUUACAAAAGUCCACAAACUCAAAGUCGACCAAGAGCAUCGUCGCCAGGACGGUCUACGCGGGUGGACGACAUUGUUCAACCAAAAUUUGAUCGAACACGAGAUCGAUUGCUUUAGAUUAGUCACGGGGGCUUUGAUCGACCAAGAGCGAAAACUUGACUCGUGCAGGCUUAACUUCUGCCUCGCUCAAAACAUUGUCAGCUUCUGCGGGGUCGCCGCUGGGUACUCUUUUAUGAUCUACCGGUAUGGCCAAGGGGCUGCCACGGUCGGGGACCUGAUGCUCUAUACUUCGGUCUGGGCGACAUUGUGGAUGCGGAUCGGGGAGCUGACGCGCACAAUACCCGAUCUCGUCGAUGACCUGUUGGACGCAGCGCCGCUGCGUCGGGUUUUGGAGAGGAGCUCGGCCGUCCAGACAAGUGGCGCGGAGCUCCUAUGCGGUGAGGGGAGCUUGGACCUGCACGACGUAUCGUUUACGUACCCGGCCAGGGAUACCCCGGUGGUAGACCACCUGAGCAUGUCGAUCAAGCCGGGGGCCAAAGUCGCAUUGAUUGGGCCUAGCGGGACCGGCAAGUCAACCUUACUCAAGCUUGUCAUGCGUUAUAUGUCGCCCAGUACUGGUACUAUUUUGAUUGACGGGCAGGACAUUAGCAACAUUGACAAAAACUCAUUCCACAAAUCAGUCGGGAUGAUGCCCCAAAUACCUCACAUUUUCAACACCACGGUGAUGGAAAACGUUAGAAUGGGAAAGAAAAACGCCAGCGAUGAAGAGGUCUACGCCGCGUGUCGACGUGCCAUGAUCCAUGACACUAUAAUAGCUCGCCCUGGCGGAUAUGAAUCUUUGAUGGGUGAGAAUGGAAGUUCCUUUUCUGGUGGUGAAAAGCAACGUAUCGAAUUUGCUCGUUUGUUCCUCAAACAACCCAAAGUCGUCAUCCUCGACGAGCCAACAUCCAGCCUUGAUCCCGAGACCGAAAUGCAGGUUCUUGGGAACCUUAUAAAUCAGUUUGUCCACACUACCGUCAUCGUUGUCACUCACAACGUUGAGAUUGCUAAAGACUUUGAUAGGGUUAUACUGCUCGGGGAGGGCGGCAAAAUUGUAAAAGAUGGAAGCUAUAGAGAGCUGUUGGCAAAGGAAGCAACAGAGCAAACGACCUCCCACGCAUUGCAACCUGGUCUUACUAGAUAUUAAUUUCAAUGCAAAUUUUACGGGGCUGCCCUUUCUUCGGACAAGGAUGAAUUUGGCAAGACCUGAGUGACGAGUGCAACAUUUCUUUCUCUGGAAUCUAG